AUGGCGCUGUCUUUCCUUCUUGUGAUUUUCUCACUCUUGUUGUCGUUUGCCAGGGCAGGCACUCGGGUGUACAAUUUCACCGUUGGCUGGGUUCUCGCAAAUCCCGAUGGACAGUUGGACCGGCCAACCAUUGGCAUCAAUGGACAAUGGCCACUUCCUCGAAUCGAAGCCACUGUUGGUGACAGAGUGAUUGUAAAUGUGAAGAACGACCUAGGCAACCAGUCGACUUCGCUCCACUUCCACGGUCUCUACAUGAACGGCACCACCCACAUGGAUGGCGUUGGAGGUGUCACCCAAUGCCCCAUACCGCCAGGGUCCAGUUUCCAAUAUGAUUUCAACAUCACCCAAGCAGGCACGUACUGGUACCAUUCGCACGUCAGCAGCCAGUAUCCUGACGGACUGCGCGGCCCUCUCGUCAUUCAUGACCCCGAGAGCCCAUACGCCGAUCUGUACGACGAAGAGUUGGUCUUGACACUCUCUGACUGGUACCAUGCGUCAAUGUCCGACCUAGUCAAAAAGUUCAUGAGCGUGACCAAUCCUACGGGAGCAGAGCCUGGCAAGUUCACCUGGUUUCAAUAUACGGAUCCAUUCUCGGCAUUGAUGAAUGACACACAAAAUCUAAAGAUCUCCAUCAAACCGGGCCGGACAUACUUUCUGCGCAUCAUCAACAUGGCAGCAUUUGCCGCCCAGUAUUUCUGGAUUGAAGGCCACACGUUUCGCAUCAUCGAGGUCGACGGCAUUUAUCACGAGCCCGCCGAAGCCAGCAUGCUCUACUUGACCGCUGGCCAGCGGUAUGGGGUGCUUCUGACGACCCUGAACGAAACGGACAGCAACUAUGCCAUUGUGGGCUCUAUGGACCAAGACCUGUUCGACCAGAUCCCGCCUGGCCUGAACCCGAAUGUCACUUCGUUUCUGGUUUAUGACGAGUCCAAGCCCGUGCCGACACCGAAAGAAAUCGAGUCGUUCGAGCCCUUCGACGACAUGCAUCUGGUCCCCACCGACGGCGAAGAACCGUACGAGGAUCCUGACCUGGUCGUACAACUUGACGUGGUCAUGGACAAUUUGGGCGAUGGCGCGAAUUACGCCUUCUUCAGCGGCAUCACGUACGUCCAGCCUAAAGUGCCCAGUCUCUACACCGCCCUGACGACAGGCGACCUGGCCGCCGACCCAACCGUGUACGGGGUCAAUACGCAACCACAUGUGCUGGGCCACAACGACAUCAUUGAGAUCGUCCUCAACAACCGAGACGACGGCAAACAUCCGUUCCACUUGCACGGCCACGCCUUCCAGGCCGUUGUCCGCAGCAACGAAAGUGCCGGCGACUACGAUUCCGCACUUGUCCUUAAUGGUACCGUCCAGCUCCCGCGCCAGCCCAUGAAGCGGGACACCCUGCUCGUCAGGCCCAACGGACAUGCCGUCAUGCGCUUCAGGAGCGAUAAUCCCGGAGUGUGGUUGUUCCAUUGCCAUAUCGAGUGGCACGUCGAGUCGGGUUUGAUCAUGACUUUUGUCGAGAGCCCCUUGACACUCCAGCGCACCAUCUCCAUCCCAGCCGACCACCUCUCCGCCUGCACCGCCACGGACCCCGCCUGGCCGACCGCCGGCAACGCCGCCGGCAGAACCGAAUCUCUUCUCGACCUAUCCGACGCCCCGAAACCGCCCGCCCCCUUACCCGACGGGUUCACCACCAAGGGAAUUGUCGCCAUGGCCUUCAGUAUCCUCGCCGGCUUGUUAGGCACGGGUGUGGUCGCGUGGUACGGCAUGAGCGAAAUGGCCGAUCUCGCUCGUGAGCAGGAGCGGGUAAGCGUUGCCGAGGAGGCUGAGAAUGCACCUGACACGGAUACGGAUACGGAUGCGCAAGUCUUGAGUCGCACCAACACCGAAGCCAGUCAGAGUACGCCCCUGCUAGGAGUUCACGACCGAGCCGAGCAAUAUCGAUAA
Messenger RNA from Capronia epimyces CBS 606.96, 1938 nucleotides. RefSeq lists its product as uncharacterized. Gene Ontology annotation, biological process: reductive iron assimilation; cellular response to iron ion starvation. The record is from RefSeq and is a predicted model, not a curated record. The coding region runs from base 1 to 1938 and encodes 645 amino acids. Gene Ontology annotation, cellular component: high-affinity iron permease complex. The transcript is spliced from 5 exons. Gene Ontology annotation, molecular function: ferroxidase activity; copper ion binding. NCBI's taxonomy places the organism in Eukaryota, Fungi, Ascomycota, Eurotiomycetes, Chaetothyriales, Herpotrichiellaceae.